This is a messenger RNA of Penicillium angulare, 627 nucleotides long. RefSeq lists its product as uncharacterized. The coding region runs from base 1 to 627 and encodes 208 amino acids. The record is from RefSeq and is a predicted model, not a curated record. The transcript is spliced from 2 exons. NCBI's taxonomy places the organism in Eukaryota, Fungi, Ascomycota, Eurotiomycetes, Eurotiales, Aspergillaceae.
AUGUUUGGCAGCGUGUUCUUCAUCUUCAAUCGGUUGGUGGAAAUCACCUUCUUGAUUCCCAUUAUCGGCAUUAUGUCAUAUUUUGUCCACGGCUACCUCAAAGCAAACAUGCUUACCCCGGCCUACAUCCUCGUUCUCUUCAUCGUCAGCGUGAUCGCAGCCUUCUGGUGUCUCGAUACGCUCAUCCGAUUCUCAAACACCAAACGCUCCGCCAUAUUCGUCGCAUUCGUGGAUCUUCUAUUCUUCGGCGCAUUCAUCGCCGGUGUUUAUCAGUUGCGCUUCAUCGCCACCCAGGACUGUUCACACUGGGAUGGUAGCUCAAGCUCAGUCUGGGUAUCUCUAGGACCCUUCGGAGAGUACGGCGAGAGCAUCCACAAUGACUACCACUUACAUGUGAAUAAGACCUGCGCUAUGCUGAAGACAACUUUUGCUAUGGGUAUUAUGGAGGUUAUCUUCUUUUCCUGGACAGCUUUCUGGGCACUUUGGCUGCAUAGUCGAGAUCGUGAGGUGAUUGUUCGUGAGAAGACUGUUCGUCGCAGAAGCCACAGUUCUCGACGGGGUCACUCAUCGUCUGGACAGCACCGGCAUCGCAGCUCGAGCCGUAGUCGGCGGUCUGGGUAUGUUUGA